Molecule: messenger RNA, 1091 nt
Organism: Fragaria vesca subsp. vesca
Lineage: Eukaryota; Viridiplantae; Streptophyta; Magnoliopsida; Rosales; Rosaceae
Product: cyclic nucleotide-gated ion channel 1-like
Exons: 5
Coding region: 222-1091 (289 amino acids)
Biological process (GO): transmembrane transport; monoatomic ion transport; protein phosphorylation
Cellular component (GO): membrane
Molecular function (GO): protein kinase activity; ATP binding; monoatomic ion channel activity
Source: RefSeq, a predicted model, not a curated record
ACCGCGAAUCAGUGACCUUAGUUGUGGAGCACCCGAAAGCUGAGAGUGAUUCGGAUUCAAAUUCUGAGGUUUCCAGAGAAGUCCAUAUAUCAAGUAAAAAAUGGCAAGCGGUUGCAAAAUUUCUUGGCUUUUACUGGAUUUUCACAAAGUGGAAGGAAAUAUUCUUCAGUUCAUGUGUGUUUGCUGUUUUACUGGAUCCUUUGUUCCUCUACAUUCCGAUAAUGAACUAUGAUAUGAAGUGUUUGCAAUUCGACGGAAACCUGAAGACGGCAACUCUCAUCUUACGAUCAAUUACAGAUCUCUUUUACAUAAUGGACAUCAUUGUUCAAAUUCAUAGAUACAAGGACUACUCCUCUCUGUUUCCAACAAUAGCAAAGACGAUUGGGAGGUCCUACAUCAUGAUUGACAUUUUAGCUAUCCUUCCCUUUCCUCAGGUAGUAUUUCUCACUUUGUCUUCGAAAACGAGGGCUUCGAGAUCUUUGAGUACGAGGAAGCUUCUUAUGAACUUUUGUCUUCUGAUACAAUAUGUGCCACGGGUUCUUCGCAUUUACUUGCUGUGUAAGGAACCUAGAAAAUCUCCCAAGGCCACAGAGACUGCAAUAUGGGUAAAAGGAGUACUAAAUUUCUUCAUGUAUAUCCUUGCUAGCCAUGUUAUUGGAGCCGUAUGGUAUUUUUUCGCUGUCCAAAGAAUGCUAGAUUGCUGGCAAUAUGCCUGUCGAAAUGAAAGUGGAUGCGACACUAGUACUUUUGGCUGUCAUGAACAUCGUACAGUUAGAAAUAUCAAAUUCCUGAAUGAUAUUUGCCCCAUAGAUCCGCCAGAAGCAAAGCUCUUUGAUUUUGGUAUAUAUCUCAGUAUUCUUCAGUCUAGUAUACCGAGAUCAACCAAUUUCCAACAAAAAGUCUCCAACUGUUUUUGUUGGGGCCUCCGCAAUUUGAGUUCUCUUGGUUCAAAUCUCCAGCCCAGUACUAAUACAACGGAGAACCUGUUUGUGGCAUUUGUUUCUAUAAUCGGCUUGCUACUAUUUAUAUAUCUUAUCGGAAAUUUGCAGGUUGGUAAUCUGGCACAAGCUUUGAAGAUUUUGAUUCCAUGA